Molecule: messenger RNA, 3644 nt
Organism: Syngnathoides biaculeatus (alligator pipefish)
Lineage: Eukaryota; Metazoa; Chordata; Actinopteri; Syngnathiformes; Syngnathidae
Gene: mnta
Product: MAX network transcriptional repressor a
Exons: 6
Coding region: 659-2275 (538 amino acids)
Biological process (GO): regulation of transcription by RNA polymerase II
Molecular function (GO): RNA polymerase II cis-regulatory region sequence-specific DNA binding; DNA-binding transcription factor activity, RNA polymerase II-specific; protein dimerization activity
Source: RefSeq, a predicted model, not a curated record
ACCGAUGACGUCACCGCAGUCACAUGAACGCCGGCGAGCGUUACGCAAGCGGCUUCAGUGGGAACCACGUUUUUUUUUUUUAUUUUUAUUUUGAAAACAACUUUUGACGGCCUUGUCGCAAUAUUUUCGAACCAUCCGUACAGUAAUGUUUACCCCCCCCCCCCCAAAAAAAAAAGUAGUCACUCCAAAGCGAUUCUCGUGAAGCUAUUUCGUAGAAUGGAAGACGUCGUUAGCAUGUAGCUAAAGUCAAUCCUAUUCUUUCAUGCGCGUGUCACGUUUCGGGCUAAUGUAUUAAUUUGUGGAGGGCUUCUUUUUUUUUUUUUUACGCCGUAAAUCCCGUCCGUUGUGGACGGGAUCCGCGUUUUGGGUCUCUCCGUUGCGCGCGUGUGUGUGUGUGUGUGUAUGGGCGUUUACUGGGCGCUGCGUGAUUCACAAACCUUAUUUGUUCCUACUACUUUGAGCGCCAUCUUGUCGCUAACUUCUCCCCACUAGUGCUAGUUUCUACUCAAGCGGGUGUCCGCUUGCUUCUAUCCUUCAACUGGCAUCUGUGGCGCUGGCUUAUUAUUAUUAUUAUUCUUUUUUUUUUUUUACAUAAUCCCCGUUUUUUUUUUUCAAGUUUUGUACAGUGGGACUCCCCCCCCCCCUCAAGCGGGCAGAAAUGAGCAUCGAAACGCUUCUGGAAGCUGCCAAGUUUUUGGAAUUGCAAGCCCAGCAACAACAGAUAGCACGUGGGGAUGAAGCGAAAGAGAAUCUCCUGGAUCUGGAUCCGCUACCAGAGCCAAGACAGACCGACGUGAACAAGUCCAAGUGCCGAGGCCACGUCAACAAUGUUUUUAAAGCGGAGGAGCUGAUCACGGAGCGCCCCCCGGCCCCCGUCCCGCCCUCUCUGCCUCCUCCCGCCGUGCCCGUCGCGGUCAUCCCCAUCCCGGUUGUCAAACCCAACCCGGCGGGCUCCCCUUCUGUCCCCGUGGCGUUGCUCUCCCGCCCCGCCGCUCCCCCGCUGGCCUCCCCCAAAAGGGAGCCCCCUUCUCCUCAGGAACAAGGUGUCGUAGCUCCGCCGCUUUCUCCCCAACACAAACCGGACGACCUGAAUCACAAACUGCAUACGCAGAACCACCACCAUCACCCAACGCAGCUCCUCGCCCAAACCAUCAGCGCUAACGUACAGCAGCAGCAGACGCAGCAACAACAACUCCUUCAGCGCUAUCCCGGUUCCAUCGUGUCGCCCCCCCAUCAGGCCGCACUGUCCUCCCAGCCCCUGCAGCCGGCGAACGGCCCCAGCAGUCGGGGGAGUCCUCCCGACGACGGACGUCUACUCGACCAGAAGAAACGACCUGGCGGGGCAGGCACGAGGGAAGUGCACAACAAGCUGGAGAAGAACAGACGAGCCCACUUGAAGGAGUGCUUCGAAACCCUGAAAAAGAACAUCCCCAACAUCGAUGAAAAGAAGACCUCCAACCUGAGUGUGCUGAGAAGUGCGCUGAGAUACAUCCAGACGCUGAAGCGCAAGGAGAAGGAGUACGAGCACGACAUGGAGCGUCUGGCGCGGGAGAAAAUCGCCACGCAGCAGCACUUGGAGGAGCUGAAGAACGAGCUGAGCCAGUGGAUGGACGUGGUGGAGAUCGAGCGCGUCCUGCGGCAGACGGCGCAGCCCGAGGAGGACCAGGCGUCCACGUCGACGGCGUCAGAAGGCGAAGAGGUGAUGGAGGACGAGGACGAGGACGACGACGUCCCGGCGAGAGCGCCGAGCCCGUCGCCCGCCGCCCCCCAGGCCCACAAAGCGGACCCCCUCCAGCAGACGGCGGCGCACACCUUGACUGUGACCGGCCCCGCCUCUUCCUUCCUGGCCCGUCACGCGUCGGCCCCGCCGGCGCCCCCCGCCGCCGCCGGCCAGCCCGCCUUGCACCCCACCGUCAUCGCCCACGCGUCCGUCUCCCACCCGUCCGUCAUCCAAGCGGUCAACCACGUCAUCCAGGCGGGGGCGCCCGGGCAGCCGCCCAUCGGCCACAUCACCGUGCACCCGGUGGCCCACCUGAGCCCCCACCUGCCCGCCCUCUACCCGCAGCCCGUGGCCGUCACUCAGCCCGCCUUGAUCAGCCACAUCGCCCACACCCUGGGCCACGUCAACGGCGCCGCCGGGCAACCUUCCGCCGCCGUGGUCAACAAACAGACGGUGGUGGCCCACCACCCGCAGCUGGUGGGCCAGACUGUCCUGAACCCCGUCACCAUGGUGACGAUGCCCUCCUUCCCCAUCAGCACUCUCAAGCUCGCCUGAACGGGCCGCGCGGACCCCUGAGCGGAGCUCACCGGAUCCCGGUCGGACACCGGCGCUGCCGCUUCUCGUCGGGACGGGGGGCCGGGGGGCCGGGACCGGAGGGCCCCGCUGCCUACAGACCGACCGAAGGGGCGGGCUCAACGUGACAUAAGAAGCAGUUGAGAAUGGGAGGCUCCAGAAGCCCCGCCCCUCCGCAAGCCGCAAGCAGGCUCCGGUGCGGCCCGCAAACGCCGGACUGGACUCGAAAUUACGGAGCUGCAGUGUCGGGGGGGACGCGUGGGGCAAAAGCGCCCCCUGCUGUCCACAAAAGGUCGGUUUACCUCACCUUUGCGCUCGCUGCCCUCGGUUGGCUCGCUCUGGUCACCUGAUCACACUAAAUCAUUUUUCCCCCGACCUUUAUUGAGGCGAGGCACAUAUUUUACAUAAUGGGGGGGGGGGGGGAAUCUCACAGCACACCACCAAACCAAAAAUGUCGACUUUCUCACACCCAAGAGGCGGAAAAAGUAUUCAGUUGUUCUGCCUGCCGCUACACAUCGCCGGCACAGAGAGGUGAUACAUAAUUAAUAAUUCACAAUCAGACAAAAUGUGAAAUCGGAUCAUUGAAACGGGUCGAUCCGAGCUCUCAGCUUCUAUAAGGGAAGGCGGAAGAUUGCAGUCAACUUUGAAGUCAUAAAGUAAGACAUUUGGAACGUAAAGAAGAAGAAGAAGAACCCCUCGCGGGUUUUGGGUUUGGACUCUUUCGCUCGGGAAAGCUGACUUCUCGCUACCGGCGCCGAACGUGAACGUCAAAAACGAUCCCGGCCGUCUUUAACGUGGCGCUUCGAACGACUGACGGCCGCCGCGCUCUCUAAAUUGGGAUUUGUGAAAAGAUAUGAUCAGCGCGCCCCCCCCCCCACCUCCAAUUGUGUGUUUUUUUUAAUAUAUAUAUAUAUGAAAAAGAUGUAUAUUUACUCUUGUGUUUGUAAACAUUUUUUUGUUGUUCAGUGUACAUUUUAUUGGGACCAGAGAGAGUUUACAAAGCAGCCGACGACUGCUGGCCACUUCUGAAAUCUUCUCCGCGUGCUUUUUACGUUGGCGGGUUUUGUUGCCAGCCGAAAAAUGAUUGGAAACAUAACGGAAAGAUAAUCCCGCAACAAAUUCAGUUUGGAAUCAUAUUGGAGCCCAACACAAUGCGGAAAAGUGGUCGGUGACGCUGGUGGACACGAACAAUAUUGCGUUUUCCCUAUGGCGAAAGUUGUACCUGGAAAUGAGCCUGAAAAAAGAUGGGCCGCAUUCAAUUUUAGACAUUUCGAAAGACGCUGGGAAAUGGACGGCAGAAAAACGAUAUGAAUCAUGACGAAAUAAAAUGUAUUUGGCGGAAAGUCUGAUG